UUUCAAAAUGGCGACUUCCAUGGAUUUGUUCCGGAAACUUGGCACAGGCUUGAAGUUUGAUUUGAAGCGUUUUAAAAGUGAUGCCGAAAAAUUUCAGAUUGUAAAAGCAAACCCAAAAAGGGCCUCCAAGCAGGAGCUGGAGAGAGCUUUGGACAUUUUUGGCUCCACAAAUUUCUCAUCCAGACCAGCGAAAGAUGGACGCAGCACGGAUGCACCUGUGCCCAUUCCUACUCCCAAACAAACAGAGGCGGAAGGGAGUAAACGCAAGUUGGAGGAGGGGCUCUCGGCAUCCAAGAGAAGGAAGAGUAAGAAGAGGAAACAUGAGGAGGAGGCGGGGAUGGACGAGAUGUCGGAGAAUGGAGGAGGGAUGCAGCUGAUGACAUCCUUGCAUUUUGACAAUAAAAGGGAGGACAACAGGAAGUUGCCGGCAGAAAAGGUGGCACAGAGGAGGCGAGAAGACGUCAAUGCAUUUAGACGGCAGCACAAGAUUCAUGUUUGGGGCACAGACAUUCCCGAUCCAGUGGGGACAUUCCAGGAACUGCAGACUGAAUACAGCCUGCACUCAGACAUCAUCGAGAACAUCCACCGAGCCGGCUUCGUAGAACCAACACAGAUUCAGAUGCAAGCGAUACCGGUCAUGCUACAUAGGCGAGAGCUACUUGCCUGCGCACCCACCGGGUCCGGCAAGACUGCAGCCUUUAUUCUUCCAAUCCUUGCCCAUUUGAAGGAGCCAAGAAAGAAGGGAUUCCGAGCUAUAGUGGUCUCACCAACUCGGGAGCUGGCCAGCCAGACCUACCGCGAGUUCCAGCGACUAGCCGAGGGACGAGGUCUGCGGAUCCACCUCAUCGAGAGCACAGCAAAAGCUGCCAAGAAAUUCAGUCCCGAGGCUUCCCAAAAGUUUGACAUCCUCGUCACAACACCCAACAGACUAGUAUAUCUACUGAAGCAGGAACCCCCAGGAAUCAAGCUCAACAGCGUGGAGUGGCUAAUCGUCGAUGAAUCAGAUAAGCUGUUUGAGGAAGGCAAGACGGGGUUCAGGGACCAGCUUGCGACGAUCUACCAGGCUUGCGACUCCACGCACGUGCGGCGUGCCAUGUUCAGCGCAACGUUCACCCACGAUGUCGAGCAGUGGUGCAAACUGAACCUAGACAGCGUUGUCAUGGUAACGGUUGGACAGAGAAAUACAGCCACAGAACUCAUUCAGCAAGAGAUGGUAUUCGUUGGUGGAGAAUAUGGCAAACUCCUUGCAGUCAGAGAAAUUUUCAGAAAAGGUUUCCAGCCACCCGUUCUCAUCUUUGUGCAAUCCAAGGAACGCGCCAAGGAGUUAUUUCAGGAGCUGAUCUACGACGGUUACAAUGUCGACGUCAUCCAUGCCGACAAGACACAGACACAGCGUGAUAACAUUGUCAAGUGUUUUCGCUCGGGUAAAAUUUGGGUCCUGAUUGCAACUGAGCUGAUGGGGAGAGGCAUCGAUUUCAAAGGCAUCAACCUUGUCAUCAACUAUGACUUUCCGACAUCGGCCAUCAGCUACAUCCAUCGGAUCGGUCGGACAGGGCGAGCAGGGAGACAAGGAAAGGCAGUCACUUUCUUCACCGAGGAUGACACAGUACAUCUUAGAAGUAUAGCCAAUGUGAUGCGGAACGCAGGUUGCCCCGUGCCAGACUACAUGCUCCAACUUAAGAAACUUACCAAGGUGAAAAGAAAGAAGCUUGAGAAGAAGCCUGUAAAGCGAGACACCGUCAGGACACUGCCAAAGCAAGACCUUGACAAAGCCAAAAGGAAGAAGGAAAUUAUAAAGAAAGCUUUGAAAGGGAAAAAGAAGAAACCCCGAAGGAGGAAAGGGUCAAGGGUCAUGCAGAAGGAGCCCCACAAAACCUUGGAGACUGAAACCCAUGAACCAAGAUCAAAGAGGUCAAAGGUCACCCAAGAGGAAAGUGGGAAGCCUGUGCUGUCUGGAGUCAAGAAGCAGAAAACAAGCAAACUAUCAAAGGUCAAAGUGCAUGAGGCUGUCUCUGGAGGAAAGAAAUCAAAGUCAACUAACACCAAAAGAAAAAAAAGAGACCAGAGCUACAAAGACAGUUGAGGCAAUGAAGAAAAGGAAAUCAAAAACAAAAGCAAACAAACAAACAAAUCGGUGUAAUAUGAACAAAACUGCUAAAGUUCAGUAAUGAACAGACUACCAAUUUUGACAUCACGAGAAACCAAUUACAUGUAUAAAUUAACCUUUGACCCUCCCAAACUCUGUGUUUUGUCUCUCAAUCUGCUCACUGUCACUGUUCAAAUACAAAGUCGGCCCCUAAAUGUUUGAACUCCGACAUAUUUCUCUUCUUUAAUACUUAAACAAAAUGUCACAUGUCUUCAUAGCAAGUUUGUUUAGUUUUGAAGAAUUCAUAUUUUAUUUCUUGACUCACUGCAAUUUGUAUUAAUUUCCCAUGAGUUGAAUUUAUUUCAGCGUUUCAGCUGCCAUUUUCUCGUCACUGGAAUCAUAUUUUGUGCCACUCCCUCACUCUCGGGAGCUGAACAUGAUUGAAAAAUGUUUUUGGAAAGGAGUGUAAAGAAAAUUCCAAAGGAAUGCAUUUAAGUCCCUAGUCUUGAAGAAUACUGUUUCUGGCACAUUUCAAAGAAAUAUAUUUUUAGCAGAAUGGGUUGCUUCUUGGCUAAGCUGUUUCUAAAGCCAUUAUGAAAGCCACUGGCUACUGGCUAUUAAAGUCAUUCCUAUUGACGUGGGAUACUCUCAGCUGUAGCCACUGUAGAUUUGGAAACGGCUUCAACCCACAUAUGCACACUCCCAGGCAUUCUCAGUCAGGAGUAGCCAGUGAUAAUCCCAGGUUGGUCACAGUUGGAAAGCUCAUGUUCCAAGUUAGAACAAGGCAUAGUACAAGUAGAAAGCUUCAAGAGCUUUUUGAGAUAUUCCAAGAAAUUGCAGUGAUUUUUUUUUAAGGUAACGGGAAAUAAAUUCCACCUUCUCCGUGGAGCAAUCAAAUCA
This is a messenger RNA of Acanthaster planci (crown-of-thorns starfish), 2986 nucleotides long. It is a transcript of the gene ddx52, whose product is annotated as DExD-box helicase 52. The record is from RefSeq and is a predicted model, not a curated record. Lineage: Eukaryota; Metazoa; Echinodermata; Asteroidea; Valvatida; Acanthasteridae.